AUGUCUGAUGGUUCCUACACGUGUGUUCCUAUAAAUAAAGUUGGCGCGGGAAAGAAUGCUAGUGUCAUUGUCACAGCCAUUGACGCUCCACACGUCAUAGUUUCACCAAAAGUAAAAACCGUCGUCGAAGGGAGAAACUUGAAUUUGACAUGUGCUGCGUCUGGCAAACCAAAUCCCAGCAUAAAAUGGACCAAGGUUGGCAGUUCUGACUUUCUAUCUAAUGCCUCGCUGCUCACUGUUGUGAAUGUAACCAGACCUAGGACAGCAAACAGCAAAAUCCAGUAUCAGUGCAUGGCUAGUAAUGGAGUGGAGACACCUGCUACAGCUACAGCCAGCAUCAUAGUGAACU
Molecule: messenger RNA, 349 nt
Organism: Pocillopora verrucosa
Lineage: Eukaryota; Metazoa; Cnidaria; Anthozoa; Scleractinia; Pocilloporidae
Source: RefSeq, a predicted model, not a curated record